AUGGCCAGUGCGCGACUCGCUUAUAUGCGCGACUCGCUUAUAAUCAGUGCCUUUGGCAUCGCUACUGAUAAUUGGAGGCUCGGUAUCUAUGCCGGCGUCUUAUCAGGGUGUCUACAACAUAAAGCCCUCCGCGGGGCGUCUAUCAUUCAGAGACGUAGCCAAUACCAGCCUUGGACCCGUGAUCCAUACACACACCCUAUUCCAUGGCGAGCGGGCAAGGAGUACGAAAACGACGACGAAUCGGACCGUAAACCAACUUUUGGGUUCAUGCCAAAUGACGGCAUCGUAGUUCCGCAUCCACCAGUUGCCCGGGCCCUGGAGAUCGUGAAACAGGCUUUGACGAAUGCAGAUUUUGAGGGUCCGAUUGCACGGAGUGACGGCUGUCCUGACGUUUGGGAAGCAAUUCAACAGUCCGGGGAGCCUAUCUUCCCCGAAAUCGUGAACGUGUCCCCGGCGGCAAGCGCAGACCUCCUAUUCCACUCCCAGAGUCGGCCUGUUGACGUUGCCAUUGCUCCGGCCGGUCCACAUAGUGCCAUUCCACCUGGAAAGUUCAUUCAUUCGGCGUACACAAGUGCUCUCAACGUGCUCAACUUUUGCAUCGCCGUGAUACCGAUUACAGUUGCGGAUAAGAACCUGGACACCCUGGACCCAAACUUCCAACCCCUUACCGACAAGGAUCGGCGAAACAUGGCUUCAUGUAAAUAUAACAAUCAUCAAACGAAUGGACAGUACGCUGACAGUCAGACGGACGAUCCCGAACUCUUCGAUGGCACCCCGGCUGCCAUUCAGCUGUUUGGACGCCGACUGGGUGAGGAAAGAGUGCUAUCUGUGGCGCAGAUUGUAAUUGACGCCGUUGAGGAGUGGAAGAGAAAACACCAUCGGGAAUAA
Molecule: messenger RNA, 888 nt
Organism: Podospora pseudocomata
Lineage: Eukaryota; Fungi; Ascomycota; Sordariomycetes; Sordariales; Podosporaceae
Exons: 5
Coding region: 1-888 (295 amino acids)
Source: RefSeq, a predicted model, not a curated record